Molecule: messenger RNA, 1057 nt
Organism: Phanerochaete carnosa HHB-10118-sp
Lineage: Eukaryota; Fungi; Basidiomycota; Agaricomycetes; Polyporales; Phanerochaetaceae
Exons: 8
Coding region: 235-999 (254 amino acids)
Biological process (GO): cardiolipin acyl-chain remodeling; inner mitochondrial membrane organization
Cellular component (GO): mitochondrial membrane
Molecular function (GO): 1-acylglycerophosphocholine O-acyltransferase activity
Source: RefSeq, a predicted model, not a curated record
AGCCAAAGGAUUAUCCGGGAUAGAGGUAAUGCAAACUGGAGUCCGGUCAAUUGUUCAGGUUGUUCAGGAAGUGAGUGAAAGUGGCCUCUACGAAAGUCGAGCUCAAAGCAUGUAGGCGCCCAUUUAUCCCAGUCUGGUACAGUACGUAGCGGCAAUCACCAAGUCCGGCUCCUGUUUCGCCCUGACCUCACCGUUUAACACAUCCCAGUCGUCUCUGAUACCCUCUGAAGAUAUAUGUCCAGCAUUGUCACUCGCCUGACGCUGGGCACUGCAGGGCUGACGUGCAAGACAUUCUUGAAUAGCGGAUACUGUUCAUCGGUCACUGUUACUGGUUUUGAGAACCUGCGGCAGGCGUUGAAAGAUGAACGUCGGAGGGGUGGCAAAGGCGUCAUAACAAGUGAGUACCAUGCUCAACUAGACGAUCCACUGACAUGGGGGAUACUGCCUUGGAGAUGGUGCUUCCAGCCCAGGAUGGUUCGCUGGUCCUUGGGCGCUGCAGAUAUCAUAUUCACCAACCCUCUGUUCUCCGCAUUCUUCCGCAGUGGUCAGGUGCUUGAGACGUUCCGAGGGCAAGGGAUAUACCAACCCGCAGUUGAUGUUGCGAUAGAGAACUUGAACCAUGGGGAAUGGAUUCAUCUAUUCGGAGAAGGGAAAGUACAUCAACCGGGGCGCUAUUUGCCGGCCCCCAAGCUCGAAGAGCAGCCAAUAUUCAAGUGGGGCGUUGGUCGUAUUCUCAUGGAAGCCGAGCAGCCACCCACAAUAAUCCCGAUGUGGCUUACUGGCUACGAAGAUCUCAUGCCAGAAGGCAGAUCAUGGCCGUGGAAGCUUUUCCCUAAACGUGGUGUCGCACUCAGCGUCACUUUUGGAGAGCCUAUUCUGGCAGACAAGAUUCGGAAACCGAAGCAAAUGAGGGUUGCCCGGUUGCGAAGCGAAAUCACUGCGUUGCUGCAACGGGAGGUCACAACGCUUGGCCGAAACGUUCUUAGCAGGAAAUCUUAGCUUGAUUGCUGAUAUGCUGAUGUAUACCCCUCUUUGAAAUUCUUUCCAAAGCUCUGAG